UGUCAGCACUGCAACACCAGAACAACUAGAAGCAAGAGCCCUGCGACAGCUCAGGCACAUAUCAGAGGAUACGAAGGAGAUAACAACAUCUCAGCUGGAAGACAUAACAACGAGCUUCUUCAGGAUUGCAAGCUUGGACAGAAAGUUCAUCACAGACAAAAAUAUCUCAAUAAGGAGAAGUAAAAGCAGAAGUGAAGAUGAAGCUGUUAGUCAUCGCCGCCUUGCUUGCAGCACUUAGCGUUGAUGUGGCUUUUUCACGAAAAAAGUCGUGGUCGAGAAAGAAUUUGUCCCUUAAGUCCCAGGAAACAACCGAACUGAAUUGUCUGUCUGGGGAUGGGAGCAGUUACAGAGGAUCUGUUUCCAAGUCAGCACGCAACAGAAGAUGUCUCAAUUGGAGCUGGUUUUCUGAACCUCAAGGAGCUUCAAAGGGACUGGGCAACCAUAAUUACUGCAGGAAUCCUGACCAGAGCUUGAAGCCAUGGUGCCGUGUCCAAAGAGGAAAGAGGAUUGUGAGGGAAUUCUGUCAUAUUCCCACAUGUUCUACACCAACAGCGAAACCACUAACUGCUGUGGAUACAGAGCUGACUUGUGGUCAGAGGUCUGAGCGGAGGCUGAAUAAAAUCGUGGGUGGUUCUUUCACACCUAUAGAGUCACAGCCAUGGAUAGCUGCUAUAUUUUUACAGAAGGGUAAACGUUUCAACUGCGGUGGCUCUCUCAUCUCGCCAUGCUGGGUUGUCACGGCUGCACACUGCUUCCCUGAUGGUAAUGAGACUAACAUCGAGCAGCUGUCUGUGUACCUGGGGAAGACGAACAUCAAAGAAGAGGACGCUGAGAAGGAACAGCGCUUCACUGUGGAAAAACUGAUCAUCCACCAAGAAUACAAAGAUGGCAACUUCAACCAUGACAUAGCACUGUUGAAGAUCAGAAGUAAAAAUGGAGAAUGUGCGAUGAAGUCAGCAUCUGCACGGACCGUGUGCCUCCCGCCACUUCACACUCAGCUUCCUGCAGGAUUUCAGUGCAGCAUCGCAGGAUUUGGGAUGGAGAGACAAAUGGCGUGGCAUUUUUCGAACAGCCUGAAACAGACCAAUGUGAAACUGAUCUCUCAGGCUGACUGUAAAAGUGAAUCGUACUAUGGAGAUCUCAUCACUAAGAACAUGUUCUGUGCUGGGAGCCCUGACUGGAGCACCGAUGCCUGCUCGGGUGACUCUGGUGGUCCAUUGGUGUGUGAAGUGUCAGGUCGGAUGUUUCUCUUCGGGGUGGUGAGCUGGGGUGAUGGCUGUGCCAGGGAGAACAAGCCAGGAGUCUACACGCAGGUCACAAACUACAACAAGUGGAUCGCAGAAAAUGCAGGGCUCUCCAAGUUCACCAGCGGAAUAAUGUAUCCCAUGAAAUGAAGCUUUGGCACAAAGUCACCUGUUGGGCAUUUCAUUAGUUGCAGCUUUUUAGCGUCUUUGUGAAUGUAAUCAUGCUGUCGGUUCAGUGAAGAUUUACAGUAACAGUGCAAAGCAAAUGUUUAUUUAAAUGUCUUGUAUUGUAUAUAGUGUGUAAUAAUGUUUAUUACUUGUGCACAAACCUUUUCAUGCUGGAUGUCUGAAAGAAGUUAAUAUAAGUUUAAGUUUAAGUUUAUUUAUCUAAUUUUAUUUAAUAUAAGCAUUUCCUAUUAAAGAAGGCUGGCCCUGCUGUUAUGUAUUUUUUAUAAUUAAUAAAGAUUUUAUAUUGACUAUUCA
Messenger RNA from Larimichthys crocea (large yellow croaker), 1727 nucleotides. RefSeq names its product tissue-type plasminogen activator. Gene Ontology annotation, molecular function: serine-type endopeptidase activity. The record is from RefSeq and is a predicted model, not a curated record. The transcript is spliced from 11 exons. Gene Ontology annotation, biological process: plasminogen activation; regulation of cell adhesion mediated by integrin. The coding region runs from base 198 to 1394 and encodes 398 amino acids. Lineage: Eukaryota; Metazoa; Chordata; Actinopteri; Sciaenidae.